AUGGUGCUGCUGGGAGUGGUGCUGCUCGGGGUGCUGCAUUUGGGGGUGCUGAGCCUGCGGGUGCGGAGCUUGAGGGUGCUGAGCCUGCGGGUGUGGAGCCUGGGGGUGCUGAGCCUGAGCGUGCAGAGCCUGGAGGUGCUGAGCCUGAGCGUGCGGAGCCUGGGGGUGCUGAGCCUGCGGGUGCGGAGCCUGGGGGUGCUGAGUCUGGAAGGGGGAGUUGAGCCUAGGGGUGCUUCGUCUACCGGAGGUCCUACGGGUGCCUCGUCGCGGCGGUCUCCCCGACGGGAGCCUCUCUCACCAGAGCAGCUGCCCGAAUGGAUGCGCAGGGCACCCGCCUUUGGAGUGGCGCUGCUGGAGCUGGAGGCCCUGCCGCUGGAGGCACUACUACUAGAGACACUGGAGCUGGAGGUACCGGAGGAGCUGGAGCUGCUGGUCCUGGAGGUGCUCGUACUGGAGGUACUGGAGCUACCGGAGCUGGUGAUGCUGCAGGUGCUGGUGGUGCUGGCACUGCUGGUCCCGGAGGUGCUCGUACUGGAGGUACUGGAGCUGCCGGAGCUGGUGGUGCUGCGGGCUCUGGAGCUGGAGGCCCUGGAGCUGGAGGCGCUGGAGCUGGAGGCGCUGGAGCUGGUGACCCUGGAGCUGGAGGCGCUAGAGCUGGAGAUGCUGGAGCUGGAGGCGUUGGAGCUGGUGACAUAG
Closterium sp. Yama58-4 is the source of this 696-nucleotide messenger RNA. Lineage: Eukaryota; Viridiplantae; Streptophyta; Zygnematophyceae; Desmidiales; Closteriaceae. The record is from the annotation of a GenBank genome assembly.